This is a messenger RNA of Aspergillus chevalieri, 726 nucleotides long. RefSeq lists its product as uncharacterized. Lineage: Eukaryota; Fungi; Ascomycota; Eurotiomycetes; Eurotiales; Aspergillaceae. The transcript has 3 exons. The record is from RefSeq and is a predicted model, not a curated record. The coding region runs from base 1 to 726 and encodes 241 amino acids.
AUGCCACCCAGGCGUAAGAACCAGAGAAGCCAGGGCAACAACCCCUUCAACAACACCACCCCCAACCCCGACAAAAAACGCUGGCGCAGACGCGACAACAACUCUUCCAACAACCACCUCCCCGGCGCCAACGAAAUGGCCACGGGAGAUUUCUACUACCCCAACAACUCAAACUCUCACACGAUGCCCUUCCCCUCCCCUGGUCACCCAGGCGGACACCCAGAGAACGCGUUCAACCCUCCUGGCCACGCUGGCGUCUCUAACUCCUACCAGUCGUACUAUGGCCCUGGUAGUAACGUCUGGAACUCGGAGAGACCUUUUGCGCUAGAGCAGGCAGAGGCUCAGAUGCUUGAGAUGGCGGCAGCGCGUGAGGAUGAGAUGAAGGAUCAGGAGAAGAGGUUGUUUUUGGAGGAGUAUCGUUAUGUGGGACAGCAGACGCAGUAUGAACCUCCCCACAUCGACGUUGGCGAUCUCGAACCGACCCCAGAUGAGAUUGGAAUGGAGGUUGAGCCUCUGAGCACUGGUAUUGGAAGCCGCGUUGAAUCUGUCUACAACGGCAACGGCAUGGCAGGAAAAGUUUCAGAGACUGGUCGUGGUGGUAAUACUGCUAGCAAGGGUACGGGUUUCAAGCUUCGUGCUGAUGCUCCCGAGUUUGUUCCGAUGGACAAGAAAUCCAAGGGCAAAAAGCGUCAGGAUUCUGUGACUAUUGUCACCAGCUGGUACUAG